Molecule: messenger RNA, 1332 nt
Organism: Condylostylus longicornis
Lineage: Eukaryota; Metazoa; Arthropoda; Insecta; Diptera; Dolichopodidae
Product: fatty acyl-CoA reductase 1-like
Exons: 9
Coding region: 1-1332 (443 amino acids)
Biological process (GO): long-chain fatty-acyl-CoA metabolic process
Cellular component (GO): peroxisome
Molecular function (GO): alcohol-forming very long-chain fatty acyl-CoA reductase (NADP+) activity
Source: RefSeq, a predicted model, not a curated record
AUGAAAUCUGAAAUAGCUGAUUUUUAUGCUGGGAAAAAAGUUUUAAUAACUGGUGCUAGUGGAUUUAUUGGAAAAGUUGUUUUAGAAAAAUUAUUAAGAGCAUGUCCAGAUAUAUCACAAGUUUAUUUAUUUUUAAGACCGAAACGUAAUAAAUCAUCAGAGGAAAGAUUACAGAAAAUAUUAGAAAAUUCUCUUUUCAAUAUAAUUAGAGAAAAAGAUCCUGAUCAAUUGAAAAAAGUACGUUUAAUUGAAGCUGAAUUAAAGAAAGCAUCGUUAGAACUAAAACCAGAAGAUGAAGAAUUAUUAAUAAAUAAUUGUCAGCUAGUGUUUCAUGUUGCAGCAAGCGUUCAAUUUGAUAAACAUUUGCAUGAUAUUAGUGAAACAAAUAUUUAUGGGCUAAAAUUAAUGUUGGAUUUAGCAAAACAAAUGGAACAUCUUGAAGCUUUUAUAUUUUGUUCAACAGCAUUUUGUCAAUAUAAGGAUAUUGCUUUGGAGGAGAAAGGUUAUGAACCACCAGUAACAUUUGAAAAUUUGGAUAAAAUUUUAAGUAAUUUCAGUGAAGAUAGUUUAACACCAAUAGAAAAAAAAUUUUUAGGAUUACAUGAAAAUACAUAUGCAUUUUCAAAAGCAAUUGCUGAAAGUAUUGUAGCUGAAUAUUCAAAUUAUUUUCCAAUUGCAAUUGGUAGACCAAGUAUUGUUUGUAAUAUAACACAUGAUCCUUUACCAGGUUGGGUUGAAAGUUUAAAUGGUUUCAAUGGAUUUAUUGUUGUUGCUGGUUUUGGUAUUUUAAAAGUUGUACCUGGUAAUCAAGAUUUACCACGUUGUGUUGUACCAGCUGAUAUUGUAUCAAAUGGUUUAAUUAUAAUUGGAUGGCAAAUAGCAAAAUCUCGAUCGAACAAGAUUCAAUAUUUUAAUUUAGCUGAAGAUAUUGAAUCAGCAAAACAAAAUACUUAUCGUGUUAUAGAUCACAGAGGAUACAAAGCUGCUGGAGAAUAUCCAUUUGAAAUACAAGUUGCACCAUUCGGUUAUCAUAUAAUAGAAAAUAAUUUUAUUGCAUGGCUAGCAGUAUUAUGGUAUCAUCUUUUAUAUGGAAUGGUUUUAGAUGCUUUACUCUAUAUAUUUCGUAGAAAAACAAUGGUGUUAGCAGAAUUAAAAACUGUCUUGAAUGAUGUUGAUGCAAAAACUUUUCCAAUUUCUCCAGAAGAGGGUCUAACAAUGGAAAGUUGGAUGAGUGGUUAUCUUGGAUUUAGAACGUAUGUUUUAAAACAAGAUCCAAAAACUAUUCCAAGAUCAAAAAAAUUGGCAAAAAUUCUAUUUUGGAUUAGAAGGUAG